GUUCAUUAGUUUCCUCAUCCUCGUUAUAAAAUAUCACAACUUAAGUAGUAGUUAAAAAAGAUAUAUAUGUAGUUUGAAAUUUGAAACAAGAAAAAAAAUGGGAUCAAAGGCAUUUUUGCUAAUUGUUUUGGCUAUUUUACUUGUGAUAACAUCAAAGGCUGCAGCUAGGGAGUUGUCUGAAUCAAAGGCAUCCGAUACACCAAAUGACGGCCCCAGAUUAAUAGGAGGUGUACAACCAGGAUAUGGAGGAGGUGUACAACCAGGAUACGGAGGAGGAGGAUAUGGUGGAUAUCGUGAUGGUGGAUACCCUGGUGGCGGAUAUGGUGGAUAUAUUGGUGGCGGAUACCCUAGUGGCGGAUAUGGUGGAUACCGUGGUGGUGGGCGAGGAUAUUAUGGAGGCUAUCCAAGAGGAGGAUAUGGUGGAUUUUAUCCUGGUGGUGGUUAUGGCGGAGGAGGAUAUCUUGGAGGUGGUUGGUAUGGAGGAUUGCCUCGCAACUAAUUAAUUAUUUACGUACUAAGCAAUAUAUAUGAAGAAUAUAUAUGAACACUAAUUAGCCAAGUGCGAACUAUAGUCUAUAUAUGGUUCUUUAUAUAUUUAUGCUUUAUGUUUUAGCAAUAGUUUUAUUGUUGUUCGUAUAUGAAUAAAUGUAUCAUAAAUCUCCAUUCACAUAAUACUAUGGAUGGAUGGUCAUGUCUUUCUUUUUCUUUAUAUAAACGUACGAAAACGAGCUUAUAUACAUCUCUUUCCUUUUA
Messenger RNA from Solanum dulcamara, 753 nucleotides. Its product is annotated as glycine-rich cell wall structural protein-like. The record is from RefSeq and is a predicted model, not a curated record. The coding region runs from base 98 to 499 and encodes 133 amino acids. Lineage: Eukaryota; Viridiplantae; Streptophyta; Magnoliopsida; Solanales; Solanaceae. The transcript is spliced from 2 exons.